AUGGGUGGCGCGACGGUCCCGACUCCUAAACACGGGGGAGAAGCCUCACAAAAGCCUGCUCAAAAAGCUAGUGGCGGCGGUGUUUGCGGCAUCACCAAAGAAGCCAGGAGGCGACAUGAGGGCAUCAAGAAGGAAAGAGCGAUCCCUGUCCAUGAUGCUGUUGAUGUGGCCCUAAAAGGAAAAGCAACACAAUCUUCUUUAUAUCAAAACUAUCCUGCUAAUUUGGCUAUUGAUGGCAACAGAGCAUCUAUCUUGAGUUCUGGCUCAUGUGCACACACAAAUGCUGAAUAUAAUCCAUGGUGGAUGGUGGACUUGUUGGCAGUGCAUAAUAUUAGCACUGUAAUCAUCACGAACAGAGCCGACUGCUGUACACAACGGCUAACUGGUGGUGAAAUUCACAUUGGCAACUCCUUAGUCAACAAUGGCAACAAUAACCCCAGAUGUGUUGUUAUUUCUACUAUUGCUCCUGGUGGGUCUGCAAAUUAUACUUGCAAUAUGAGAGGACGUUAUGUCAGCGUCAUUCUUCCCAACACUUUUCAGUAUCUUACAAUUUGUGAGCUGGAAGUCUAUGGAGUUUCAGUGCCUGUUAUUAAAAGGGGAUUUCUGAAAUUAAAGAUUAAAAGCAGUGACGAUCUCAACAACCCUACCAUGAAAGACAACAUUCUUCAAAAGAUAAAAUCUGCCAAUCUUCAGUCAUCGAUUUCUCAGAUUCGCUGGACAAUGGAACCAGAAAUGGAAACAGUUAAUAAAACUUAAUAGUGCUGCAUCUGCCUCCAGCCCUUACUUUUGAGCACAAUACGCAUCUCCAGUCCACCGGCAGCCUCUACAGAAGGUUCUCCUGUCUCCAC
Molecule: messenger RNA, 848 nt
Organism: Clarias gariepinus (North African catfish)
Lineage: Eukaryota; Metazoa; Chordata; Actinopteri; Siluriformes; Clariidae
Product: fucolectin-like
Exons: 6
Coding region: 1-756 (251 amino acids)
Source: RefSeq, a predicted model, not a curated record